This is a messenger RNA of Scomber scombrus (Atlantic mackerel), 4018 nucleotides long. RefSeq names its product SPT16 homolog, facilitates chromatin remodeling subunit (gene supt16h). Lineage: Eukaryota; Metazoa; Chordata; Actinopteri; Scombriformes; Scombridae. Gene Ontology annotation, molecular function: nucleosome binding. Gene Ontology annotation, biological process: transcription elongation by RNA polymerase II; positive regulation of transcription elongation by RNA polymerase II. Gene Ontology annotation, cellular component: FACT complex. The record is from RefSeq and is a predicted model, not a curated record.
AAAGCAGAAGAUGAGUUCGGCAAAGUCGACGCCAUCGUUGUGUCUGUCGGAGUGGACGAGGAGAUCGUGUACGCUAAAUCCACGGCCAUACAGACCUGGCUGUUCGGCUACGAGCUCACAGACACCAUCAUGGUUUUUUGCGACACCAAGAUCAUCUUCCUGGCCAGCAAGAAGAAAGUGGACUUCCUCAAACAGGUGGCCGUCACUAAAGGCAACGAGAACGCCAACGGAGCUCCGCCCAUCACUCUGCUCACCAGAGAAAAGAAUGAAAGCAACAAGGCCAACUUCGACAAGAUGAUCGAGGCGAUCCGAGGCAGCAAAGAGGGAAAGACGGUCGGAGUGUUCAGUAAGGACAAGUUCCCCGGAGAGUACAUGAAGAGCUGGAACGACACGAUCACCGCCGAGGGGCUGGAGAAGGUGGACAUCAGCGCUGUGGUGGCGUACACGAUGGCGGUGAAGGAAGACGGGGAGCUGAACCUGAUGAAGAAGGCAGCGGCCAUCACCAGCGAGGUUUACUCAAAGUUCUUCAAGGAGCGAGUCAUGGAGAUCGUCGACGCAGACGAGAAAGUGCGUCACAGUAAGCUAGCGGAGUCGGUGGAGAAGGCCAUCGAGGAGAAGAAGUACCUGGGCGGCGCUGACCCGUCCACGGUGGAGAUGUGUUACCCCCCCAUCAUCCAGAGCGGAGGAAACUACAGCCUCAAGUUCAGCGUCGUCAGCGAUAAGAACCACAUCCACUUCGGUGCCAUCACGUGCGCCAUGGGGAUCCGCUACAAGUCCUACUGCUCCAACCUGGUCCGCACCCUCAUGGUGGACCCCCCUCAGGAGAUGCAGGACAACUACAACUUCCUGCUGCAGGUGGAGGAAGAGCUGCUGAAAGAGCUCAAACACGGUGUAAAAAUCAGCGAUGCCUACAACACCGUUCUUGAGUACGUGAAAAAGGAAAAGCCAGAUCUUACAGCAAAGCUUACCAAAAACCUCGGGUUUGCAAUGGGCAUCGAGUUCAGAGAAGGCUCCCUGGUUUUGAACGUUAAGAACCAGUACAAACUGAAAAAAGGCAUGGUGCUCAGCAUCAGUUUAGGUUUUGCUGAACUCAUCAAUAAAGAAGGCAAGAAGGACGAGCAGAAAAAGUACGCCUUGUUUAUCGGAGACACGGUUCAGAUCAACGAGGAGGAAGCGGCCACGAUACUCACACCGGUCAAGAAAAAGAUAAAAAACGUGGGAAUCUUCCUGAAGAAUGACGAUGAGGACGACGAGGAGGAAGAUGGCGACGAUGCCGAGGAGCUGCUGGGGAAAGGAGCUCGGAGCGCCGCCCUGCUGGCAGACAGAACCAGGAACGAGAUGACGGCGGAGGAGAAGAGACGCGCUCACCAGAAAGAGUUAGCCGACCAUUUGAACAAUGAGGCCAAGCGUCGUCUCACGGAGCAGAAAGGAGAGCAGCAGAUUCAGAAGGCCAGAAAAUCAAACGUGUCCUAUAAGAACGUGUCUCAGAUGCCCAGAGAAAAGGACAUCAGAGACAUGAAGAUCUUCAUCGACAAGAAGUAUGAGACCGUCGUCAUGCCCGUCUUCGGAACCGCAACGCCGUUUCACAUCGCCACCAUCAAGAACAUCAGUAUGUCCGUAGAAGGAGACUACACCUACCUUAGGAUCAACUUCUACGUCCCUGGAAGCUCUCUGGGAAGACAAGAGGGAAACAUCUUCCCCAACCCCGACGCCACAUUUGUCAAAGAAAUCACGUACCGAGCGUCCAACCUGAAGGCUCCCGGCGACCCAUCGGUUCCCUCCACCAACCUGCAGAACGCUUUCCGCAUCAUCAAGGAGGUACAGAAGCGCUACAAGACGCGAGAGGCCGAGGAGAAGGAGAAAGAGGGCAUCGUCAAGCAGGACUCGCUGGUCAUCAACCUCAACCGCAGCAACCCCAAACUCAAAGACCUCUACAUCAGACCCAACAUUGCACAGAAGAGGAUGCAGGGUUCGCUGGAGGCGCAUACUAAUGGUUUCCGGUUCACGUCAGUCCGCGGUGAUAAAGUGGACAUCCUUUACAACAACAUCAAACACGCCGUCUUCCAGCCGUGUGACGGGGAGAUGAUCAUCGUACUCCACUUCCACCUCAAGAACGCCAUCAUGUUUGGUAAGAGGCGCCACACGGACGUCCAGUUCUACACGGAGGUCGGGGAGAUCACCACAGAUUUGGGCAAACACCAACACAUGCACGACCGAGACGACCUGUACGCCGAGCAGAUGGAGCGGGAGAUGAGGCACAAGCUCAAGUCGGCCUUCAAGAACUUCAUCGAGAAGGUGGAGACGCUGACGAAGGAGGAGCUGGAGUUCGAGGUUCCCUUCAGAGACCUCGGGUUCCAGGGCGCCCCCUACAGGAGUACCUGCCUGCUACAACCCACGUCCAGUUCUCUUGUCAAUGUUACUGAAUGGCCGCCAUUUGUGGUGACGCUGGACGAGGUGGAGUUGGUCCACUUUGAGCGUGUGCAGUUCCACCUGAAGAAUUUCGACGUGGUCAUCGUCUACAAGGACUACAACAAGAAGGUCACCAUGAUCAACGCCGUGCCCGUCAACUCCCUGGACCCCAUCAAGGAGUGGCUCAACUCGUGUGACAUCAAGUACACGGAGGGAGUCCAGUCUCUGAACUGGACCAAGAUCAUGAAAACCAUCGUUGAUGAUCCAGAGGGCUUCUUUGAGCAAGGUGGCUGGUCUUUCUUAGACCCGGAGAGCGAGGGAAGCGGCGAAGAGCACGACUCGGAGUCCGAAAUGGAGGAUGAGACGUUCAACCCGUCUGCAGAUGAAGAGGAGUACGAGGAAGAGGACAGCGACGAGGAUUACAGCGACGAAACCGAGGAAUCGGGCUCAGGGAACGAGUACAGCGGGUCACUGGGCAGUGAGGAGGAGAGCGGUAAAGACUGGGACGAGCUGGAGGAAGAAGCCAGGAAAGCUGACAGAGAGAGCCACUAUGAGGACGAGGAUACCUCUGCCAACAACAAGAAGAGGAAGGUUCGCCCAGUAGCCCCCCCGCCCAGCAAGAAGAAGCGACGAGCCUAAACGUCUCACACACACACACACACACACUCACACUCUCUCUCUCUCACACACACACACACACACACUCACACACACACUCACAUACACAUACAUAUACACACACAUACUGCCAAACCUACCCGUUCCCAAUCCUCCCUCCCGCCCCGACUGGCUCUUUUUUGACUCGAACACUUCACACAAACACACACAUACACACACUUGGAUACAACAAAAUGUGUAUAUAGAUGUAGAAGCCCCUUAUUUUUGUGUUGGUCAGUGAAGUGUCAUGUUGAAAUGGUAAAGAAAGUACCAGCAAGGCAGUCAGACACAGACUCCAUUAGGUUUUUUUCUUUUUUUCUUUUUCCUCUUCAUUCCUUCCUCAUUCUCGCUUUUGUUUCCACAUCCCAUCUCCAUCCAUCCAUCAGGGUUUCAUAUCUGUGUGUGUGUGUGUGUAUGUGUGUGUGAGUGACUGAGUGUGUGUGUGUGUGCAUGUGUGAGAAAAUGGGUUUUUAUUGCGAGCAUUGUUUAUUUUCUGUUUAAAAUAUUUAAAAAAAGGAAAAAAAAAGAUGACUUUCUUAACUAAUGGAUAAUAAAAAAAGUCUUGACAUAUCUUCUGCCAAGUGUUUUAUAUAAAAUCCCCCCCCUUUCCUCCUCCUCUUCCUCAACCUCUUCCUUCUCGUCUACUUUUCACAUUUUUCUUCAAUGUUUGUUAAAUUGUGAUCAUAAUAUAGACUAUUUGCUUUACUUUGUUCUUUCUUUUUUGAGGGGGGCAGAUAAAUCAUUUUUCUGAUUUCUUUUUUAAAAAUGAGGUUUGUAAAUUAAUGCACACCUGGUGCGCACACACACACACACACAGACAGACAUACAUACAUACAUACAUACCAUUUUCCCUAGCACUUCUCCUUUUUGUCCCCUUUUCUGUUCAUUCUGAGUAGAUAUGUUGUACUGUUAAUUCUGAUAAAUCCUGUUUUUGUUUUUGUAAUAAAAUUAA